Messenger RNA from Malus domestica (apple), 1657 nucleotides. Its product is annotated as protein MAEA homolog. Gene Ontology annotation, biological process: proteasome-mediated ubiquitin-dependent protein catabolic process. Gene Ontology annotation, molecular function: ubiquitin protein ligase activity; protein binding. Gene Ontology annotation, cellular component: nucleus; GID complex; cytoplasm. NCBI's taxonomy places the organism in Eukaryota, Viridiplantae, Streptophyta, Magnoliopsida, Rosales, Rosaceae. The record is from RefSeq and is a predicted model, not a curated record.
UGUCCCUACUAUCUGUCAUUCCACGCUCGAAUCUCCCCAAUCAUUCUCUCUAUCCAUCUCUUUCUCCUUCUUCAAUGGAAAUCGAUUCCCUCCCCAACGGUACCGCCGCGUCGCCGGGACCGACCCUAGGACCCGGCCCCACCGCCGCAACCCCUCCUCCGUCCUCGAAACUGAGCCACCUCGCCGACUCCCUGAAGCUGGAGCACCAGUUCCUCAGAGUCCCCUUCGAGCACUACAAGAAGACGAUCCGCGCCAACCACCGCGUCGUGGAGAAGGAGAUUUCCUCCGUUAUUAACGGCGUCUCCGAAGCAGCUGACCGGGACAACAUGUCGUCGGACGACGCCGUGAAUCAUCUCAGCUCCCUCGUUUCCAGGCUGCAGGGGCUUAAACGAAAGUUGGAAGAGGGGAGUAAGACGGAGCACUUGCAGGCGCAGAGGUGCCGGGCUCGGCUUGAUCAUUUAGAAUCGGCAGAUGUGGAGAGUCUGUCUGAAUGGAGUAACACACGUGUGAACCGGAUCCUUGUGGACUACAUGUUGCGGAUGUCUUAUUAUGAUACGGCAGUGAAGCUGGCGGAAAGCAGAAAUAUUCAGGAUUUUGUUGAUAUUGAUAUAUUUCAAGAAGCAAAAAAGGUUAUUGAAGCCCUUCAGAAUAAGGAGGUAGGCCCUGCCCUAGCCUGGUGUGCCGAGAACAAGUCACGAUUAAAGAAAUCCAAGAGUAAAUUCGAGUUUCAGCUGAGACUUCAAGAGUUUAUAGAGUUGGUACGAGCUGAAAAUAACUUGCGAGCGAUCACAUAUGCUCAAAAGUACCUAGCACCAUGGGGAACUACUCAUAUGAAAGAAUUCCAGCGGGUCUUUGUAACAGUAGCUUAUAAGAGUACUACAGAAUGUGCUACAUACAAGGUUUUAUUUGAGCCAAAGCAAUGGGAUUACCUGGUUGACCAAUUCAAACAGGAAUUCUGCAAGUUAUAUGGCAUGACGCUUGAGCCUUUGCUGAAUAUUUAUCUGCAAGCAGGCCUGUCUGCUCUUAAAACCCCAUACUGUUAUGAUGAUGAUUGCACCAAGGAGGAUCCGCUAUCACAGGAGGGUUUCCGGAAACUAGCCCUGCCCUUACCUUAUUCUAAGCAGCAUCAUUCAAAGCUUGUUUGCUACAUAACUAAGGAACUAAUGGACACGGAGAACCCACCGCAAGUCUUGCCCAACGGCUAUGUCUACAGCACUAAGGCAGGCUCUUGAAGAAAUGGCGAGGAAGAAUGAUGGUAAGAUUACUUGUCCAAGGACAGGAUUGGUAUGCAAUUUCACAGAUCUGGUGAAGGCAUAUAUAUCAUGAAUAUACAUAUUAUUGCCCUUUUAAAUUAUUCAAGUCUAACUGUCAAAAUAUCCUCCUCUCUGUCUCUGUACAUAAAAUCCUUUCCUGCCGGACGUCCGGCUCAUCGUCAACUUGGAAGUUGGUAUUACUGUUGGGGGAUUGAAGCAUGUACAUAUAUGCAGAAUUACUUUCCAGAAUUUAUUUUCAAGUUGCUGAACAGAAGACAUUCCACACGUUAAUAUUUCAAUUAAUUUACUCUACUGCUUUGAGCUGUAAAAACUAAGUCAUGGGAAUCCAUGUUGACGGCAUCUAAACCCAACUUGCUGGGCAAGUAGCUCCACAAUUCCGAAGA